UCUUGGUGAGAGAGAGAGAGAGCAAACUGUGCACGGGGAGGGAGCCAGGGAGCUACAGGGAACCAGGACGCCGCUGUGUUGUUAUGCCAAAACACUCAGCUGCGGCUUGUCAUACCCAAGUGUGUAUGACAGCCUGUGUGGUGACAUGGUGGUGUCUGUGGCUGACUGUGGCAGGCAUGGAGGUCUGGGGAGGAGGAGAGGAUGGGGAAAGAGGAGGAAGAGAGGAGAGGUCCCUUCAGCAAAUCCCCUUAGGAACCUCAGGAUUUCCCUUACCUGUGGAUAUUGACCCCAUUCCUUCAGGCCCCAGAGAACAGAUCAACCAAGUGACAUCCUUCAUUGAUGGGUCGGUGAUCUACGGGUCCAGCAAGGAGGAGAGUGACGAGCUGCGUGCCUUCUCUGGCGGCCUCCUCAAGGUGCAGCGCGGCCCGGCAAACACCCAGAUCCUCAUGGCCGACACCAACCAGAUUGACUGCAAGACCUCAGGAAGAUUCAAAGCCAGGUCACGCAAGACUCGGGCAGCAGACGGCCAGCUCAAAGACAUCGAGUCAGGUUCCCCAAACAACGUACUGGAUUUGAUGGAGGUUCUGCCUAACACUGACGUCAGCGAUAUCACGGAAAUUCCUAGCGUGUUUGAGCGUGACGACCAGACACUGCCCUGCGACCACACUUUGCGUUUCCGCACAGCUACAGGGUGGUGCAAUAAUCUUAACUUCCCGUCCUUCGGCAAGUCGUUCAGGGCAAAAAGUCGACUCCUACGUCCUUCUUAUGAGGACGGUGAGUGUCUGUCUGUCUGUAUGUCUGUGUAUGUGUGUAUAUAUAUGUGUGUGUGCAUGUGUGUGUGUUGGUAUUUGGGUUAGGUCAAGAAAUUAAAUGUUUAGGUUUGAUGAAGUAAGGGAUAAAGUCAAGAGUAGAUCAGAUAGAUGUCUAUGUGUCUGUAUUAGUGUUAGGGAUAGAACAUAAAUAAUGUGUUCAGGCUUUAUAAAGUUAAGAAUCAGAGAGAAGUCAUUUCAGACAGCUAGAGGUCCCAAAGUGAUAUAGA
Messenger RNA from Scylla paramamosain (green mud crab), 1039 nucleotides. RefSeq lists its product as uncharacterized. The record is from RefSeq and is a predicted model, not a curated record. Bases 84 to 857 code for a protein of 257 amino acids. Gene Ontology annotation, biological process: response to oxidative stress. Lineage: Eukaryota; Metazoa; Arthropoda; Malacostraca; Decapoda; Portunidae. Gene Ontology annotation, molecular function: peroxidase activity; heme binding. The transcript has 4 exons.